Musca vetustissima is the source of this 1593-nucleotide messenger RNA. Its product is annotated as phosphatidylserine lipase ABHD16A. Gene Ontology annotation, molecular function: glycerophospholipase activity; monoacylglycerol lipase activity. Gene Ontology annotation, cellular component: endomembrane system. The record is from RefSeq and is a predicted model, not a curated record. NCBI's taxonomy places the organism in Eukaryota, Metazoa, Arthropoda, Insecta, Diptera, Muscidae. The transcript is spliced from 10 exons. Gene Ontology annotation, biological process: monoacylglycerol catabolic process; phosphatidylserine catabolic process. The coding region runs from base 28 to 1593 and encodes 521 amino acids.
GAAACGUUGACAAUUAAUUUCGCAAAAAUGGGGUUUUUGCGUUAUAUACUUGGACCCAAACUAUAUAUGGAAUAUGGCAUGGGCAUGAAAAUGUAUGAGCCUAAUGGCCUGGAGAAAUUUGGUGACCAAAUAUUGUCGACGCUUAAUUUGGUAUGGAAUAUCGGCUUCUAUAGUUCUCCCAUAAUAGCGACACUGUUAUAUCGUCGUGGCUAUUUUGUCAUGGAUUCAAUAGCUACACUGGCAAAGCUAAGCACCAGCAUUGGUAUUAUUGUCGCUAUUUCAAUGGUAAUGAGAGGUUUGGGACGCUCACAAUCAGCGUCCUAUACGAAAAUGAUUAAGGCCAUGGAGAUGUUAAAGUCUCCCAAAACCGAGGAAGAAGGAAAGAGGGCACUGCGAUUGUUUGACUUUGAAUUUAAAAAUUGGGCAGUUGAUUUUGAUGUGAAAAAUAUACAAAGUGAUGAUAAGAAGAAAUGUCAGGCAUUGGCAAGGAACUCAACUCGCUCAUUUAGAUUUGCAACAUUACCCUGUGAAAUAGCCGCAUAUAUUGCUAUACAUACAUUCGGUAUUAAAAUGAUUUUCCCCGGUUCAGUUAAAUUGCUGCAAAGCUAUAUGAGACCAAUGUUGAUAUCGGGUCGUGCCAAAUUAAUUGAGGAAGAAAAUGGAAAACGUCAUAAAAUUCGUUCGAUUGAUUCCAAUGACAUUGAUACGAUUUUUGUAGACAAUCGUCAAAAGAGUCCAAAUGGAAAAACUCUUGUAAUAUGUUCAGAAGGUAAUGCUGGAUUUUACGAAAUUGGUAUUGUUGGAACACCAUUGGCAUUGAAUUACUCAAUCUUGGGAUGGAAUCAUCCGGGAUUUGAAGGUAGUACUGGUACACCAUUUCCCGAACAGGAUAAAAAUGCUAUAGAGGCCGUGGUACAAUUCGCUAUAUAUGAAUUGGGUUUCGCUGUUGAGGAUAUUAUAUUGUACGGUUGGAGUAUUGGAGGUUUUGCGUCCUUGUGGGCUGCAUCGUGCUUUCCCGAUGUAAAAGGAGUUAUAUUAGAUGCCACCUUCGAUGAUAUUUUAUAUUUGGCACAGCCACGAAUGCCUGAGAGUUUGGGUGGAGUUGUACGCAUUGCCAUACGUGAUUAUUGUAAUUUGAACAAUGCUGAGCUGGCUCAGAACUAUCAUGGACCCAUAAGUUUAAUUAGACGUACGGAAGACGAAGUUAUAGCAGAAGAUAAUCAACUUGAUACAAACCGAGGCAACUUUUUAGCUUUGAGUAUUUUGAAAUACCGUUAUCCGUUUAUAUUCCAAACACCACAAUUAAAUCGUUGCAAACAAAUACUUUCGAAACCAUUGGAAAUUCGAAACUCCACAGCAUCAGAUGAUGAUCUGUGUUUAACCCGACUAAUAACAUUCGCCUCUGAUCAGGGCAAGAAAUUCCCAAUGUCCAUAGGGGAAGAUUACACAGAUGAUGUUCGCCAUCAAAUGGCCGAAUUUUUGUUGCGUAAACAUUUCCGUGAUUUUAAGUCAUCACAUUGUACUCAACUACCUACUGAAUAUUUCAACAUUCCAUUUGACAUACCAGUAGAACAGGGUUUUGUAUUUACCUAA